UCCCAGCUGAGUUUGCGUUCAUGAACAGGUUGAAAAGUAUAUCAACUGACUUAUGUCCCUUUUUAUGACUUGAAUCUACAGCAAAAAGACAGCCUGUUGGUGACUACUUCUUCACGUGCUGACUGGACUCAUGUGUCAGCGGUUGAAGCAGCGAAGUUGACACGAUGGCCUGUGUGGACGAACCACCAGAGAAGCACUGCUGGGUGUGCUUCGCCACGGAGCGGGAGGACCGCGUGGCCGAGUGGGUGAGCCCGUGCCGGUGCCGCGGCUGCACCAAGUGGAUCCACCAGAACUGCCUGCAGCGCUGGCUGGACGAGAAGCAGAAGGGAAAUGGCGGAGGAGCCGUCAGCUGUCCGCAGUGCGGCACCGAGUACCGCAUCGUCUUCCCCAAAAUGGGGCCAGUGGUAUAUUUCCUGCAGCAGAUGGACAGAGCUCUGUCCAGAGCGAGUCCCUUUGCAGCUGCAGGGGUGGUGGUUGGCACCGUUUACUGGUCAGCCGUCACCUACGGAGCCGUCACUGUCAUGCAGGUGGUGGGCCACAAGAAGGGCCUUGACGUGAUGGAGCGAGCCGACCCCCUCUUCCUGCUCAUGGGCCUGCCCACCAUCCCCGUCAUGCUGGUGCUGGGCAAGAUGAUCCGCUGGGAGGACUACGUGGUGCGCCUGUGGCAGCGGCACUCGGCCAAGCUCAACUGCCUCGUCCCUGGUCUGGGGCGGGCGCUGCCCCGUAUGCCAGCCGAAAGGGGGUACGGCGGCGACCACGUGUCUGUGUCGCGCACCCUGUGUGGUGCCCUCAUCUUCCCCUCCAUCGCCAGCCUGGUGGGACGCCUCCUCUUCCGCAGAGUCAACUCCAACCUGCAGCGCACCAUACUGGGUGGCAUUGCCUUUGUGGUGAUCAAAGGGAUGCUGAAGGUGUACUUCAAACAGCAGCAGUACCUCAUCCACGCCAGCCGCCACAUCCUGGACUACCCGGCUCGAGAGGGCCGCACGGACACCGAGCACAGCGAGGAGGACAACGAGGACAGCGGAAACGAAUAGACGCACAGGACGAGACAUCCUUCCCCCACGAUAAAACACACACACACACACACACACACACACACACACACACACACACACACACACAAAGCCCAAAUAGAGGCACAGGAAGAGCCAUCCUUCAGCCCCCACCACAACCAAUGAAGCUGCAACCUGGAUUCAUUAGUUACAAUCCAGUGCCACAAAUUCCAAAUGGUUUACCUGUAAUGUUUUACCUGCACAAUUCAACCAGGUGAGCAUUCAAUCAGGUUGAAUUGGACAGGUAAGACCAGGUUAUUUGGAAUAUGUGGCGCUGUAUUGUAAUCCAGGUUGCUCAUCGCUGACCACAACCCACACCUCAUUCACACACCACCCCCAGGGAAGCUGUGUUCUGUGUCUCUGGGGUUUCUACUGUAUAAAGGAAAAAAGGACAUGCUUCCAUUACCAUGUGCAGUGCAUUAACCAUAAACAAUCACAGAACAUUUUAAAAAUGCUUCAACAACAUAAUAAUUCAUUGUAAAAAUAGAGAAAAAAAAUCAUCCAUCUUAAUCACAGCCGAUGGCCAUAUGUGUAUAAUGUAGAGAUUGUAGUUCUUUAAUCUUAUUUUGAUGAUUUGAAUUACCGGUAAUAAAACUUGAUUGUUGAGA
Messenger RNA from Engraulis encrasicolus (European anchovy), 1660 nucleotides. It is a transcript of the gene marchf5l, whose product is annotated as membrane-associated ring finger (C3HC4) 5, like. NCBI's taxonomy places the organism in Eukaryota, Metazoa, Chordata, Actinopteri, Clupeiformes, Engraulidae. The coding region runs from base 165 to 1034 and encodes 289 amino acids. The transcript is spliced from 7 exons. The record is from RefSeq and is a predicted model, not a curated record. Gene Ontology annotation, molecular function: ubiquitin protein ligase activity; zinc ion binding. Gene Ontology annotation, cellular component: mitochondrial outer membrane. Gene Ontology annotation, biological process: regulation of mitochondrial fission; protein polyubiquitination.